Vanessa atalanta (red admiral) is the source of this 4245-nucleotide messenger RNA. Its product is annotated as extensin-like. The coding region runs from base 1 to 1023 and encodes 340 amino acids. The transcript is spliced from 3 exons. Lineage: Eukaryota; Metazoa; Arthropoda; Insecta; Lepidoptera; Nymphalidae. The record is from RefSeq and is a predicted model, not a curated record.
AUGUGUUUUAUAAUCAGAUUUAGAGAAAGCGGAAUAUCGAGUCUAGUGCAGUGUUUGCGAUUCACGGUCAACUGGAUCUGGCCGGCGUCCCGCUGCGGCGACUCGGCGCGCUACUGGGGCGGCGCGCGGCGCGAGCCCCGCGUGACGCCCGCGCCCUCCCCCGCCCCCUCCGCCUCCACCUCCACCUCCGACGACGGCGGGUUCCUGCCGCGCCUGCGCGCGCCGCUCAGUCCCGCCGCCGCGCCGCCCCUCUUCCGCGCGUCCUCCCCCACGCUCGCGCUGCACUGGCCCCCCUGGCCGCCUUGGUCCGUCUGGGCUCCCGCCUGGACGCCCUGGUCGCCUCUCCACAUCUCCGACCUGAGCUCGGUGCCGUUUCCGAGCUCAGCGGACGGUUCCUUUCCGACGCCACCCUCUUUCCGAUCGCGGCCCCCGCAUAUAUCGGCCCUCGAGCCGUCGCAGCAGCGCUUCUGCACGGGCGUGUUCGCCCGUGCGAGGUCACGGCCUCUACCACGCCACGGACGGCCUCGACCCAUCGUCGAGACGCCCGCGCCGCCCCCCCACGAGGCCUCGCCCGAGAGCAGAUCGUCUUCUAGCGGUUUCGGGAGCAAAAACGCAUCGUCUUCCCAAAACAACCGGAGCAGCCGCACCGAGAGUCUGGCGGAGUGGCGGCCGCCGCCCUACCGGCCGCCGCCGCCGGCGCCGCCCCCGCGCCCCGGCUCGGGCGAGGCGGUGGACGCGGGGUCGGUGGACGUGCACUACGAGUGGGACCGCGCCACGCGCACGCCCACGCCCUCCACGCCGGAGCGCACGCGGGCGCGCGCCUCGCGCGACGACGUCGAGGCGCGCGUGCGUGCCAUGAAGGAGGAGUUCCUAGAGUUCCGCAAGCGCCAAGCGCUGCGGCGGCGCUCGCCGGAGCCGCUGGGCGCGCCGCCUCUGUCUCCGCUGUCGGCGCUGUCUCCGCUGGCUCCGCUGUCGGCUCUGGCUCCGCUGUCGACGCUCGCUCCCGCCGAGACGGUGUGCUGAUCGUCGGUCGUUGAUAAUUCUCGUUUUUCCCCACCGAUACUGCGCUUUGCGAUUACCACUACUUCUUCGUGGUUACAGUAGAAGAGAGCUAGAUUCCUGAUAAAAAUCGAUGUACCUACUACCUGUUAAUUUGCGACACUGUUACGAUCUUCCGUCGGAGUGACGACCCCGAUACUUAGUCCACCUAGACUACAGAAUUUAGUCUCGUUUAAUCCGAGUCAACGAUGGACUAGGAUGAUUGACGUCUUAUUUAUUUUAUGAUUUUAACGUGCAAAAGCUUAUUCCCUACAUUGAUUUUGUAAGUCAAUUUAAUAAGAGACUUAAUACGACAUAUAGGUUGUAUGUACAUUUGUAAUUAUUACCUACUUAUCUAUUUAUUUAAGUAGACUAAAUAGAGUUUUGAUCUAAGUUUAUAUAAUUUUGUAAGUAAUGGACAUCGUUGCCUCGUCAGUUAAACAUGAUUCAUUUGCAGACACUGUCGUGUGUCGAAUAUCCCACCUUCGUCGCAAGUCCCGCCGGGGCUGCCUACUAUAUUGUAAUAACAAAUCUAGACACAUAUUCAGUCGUAACGCUGUUUAUCUGAACUAGUGUUGUAAUGUACAUACGUGUAUUUGUGGAUGCCGUGGCGUUUUGUGGUCGCACUGGCUGCUUUCCAACGAACAAAAAAAGUCAAUUAACGAUUCGAUGUAAUUGCAUUAAUUUUGGUGUUUCCAAAUAAUACAUUAUUGUGAUACAAAUAAAAAAUGAAUUGCGGUAUGUGGUUAAGGUCAAACACGAUAUCAUUAAUAUUCUCAAAACUUCUAAAAUUGUUGAAUUAAUUAUAAUUACGAUGAAUGUGCCAGGAACACAUCAGUAGCCGUAACGUUAAGGCCGGUACUGCGUCGAGAGAGGGCAGGCAGACAGUGCGAAAUUACGUUCACCUAAACGCUUUAGGUAUGAGCGGGAAGCAUCCACAACACCGCUCAUACCAUUAUUAUAUUGUAGUUAAUGAUAAGGAUAACGUACAAUUAAAGUUUAAUAAGAAUUCUCGCACUCGGCACUCUAAACUCUGUUUCCCUGAACUUCAGCUACGAGUUCAGUGCCGAAUGCGUGCAAUGAUAUUAUAUACACAAAUAAAAUAAUUUAGAAUUAGUAUUAUAUAAAACUCGACCCGACUUAAGUGAACAAUGUUUUGAAUGGAGUUUUUUUUUUCAAGUACAAAUUUUUAUUUUAUUUGUUAUGUACCUCUUUUGUUUAUUUUUUUUACUGUACAUAUGUAAAAAUAUAUUAGAAUAUUAUAUUAUACACAUAUUUAUUUAAGUAUUAUGUGAGGUUCAUGAACUAAGCCAGUAAUUGUGAGGCAAUAGUAUAAUUUAAUUUAGAGUUAUGACAUCUUAUACUAAUUAUACUGAAUGUAACCAAGUGGCACAACGCUAUUGAAGGUGCUCAAAGAAAUAAUUCAUAAUAUUUUGACCAAUCCAACCUUAUUACGUAAUAAGUUUGACAGUAAAUUCCAAAUCUCACAUCAGUCCUAUUUCAUGGAAAUGAAGAAGACACCGGAGAGCAUAAUUCGAAACGGCUGCAAACCUAGCGAGACCACUCGGUUCCUUAGCAAUCCCACCUGAAAACCUAAAAUAUUAUUUAUUGUUCAGUCAUCGCGAAGACUGUCAUUAGUUUUAUUAGGAUUAUUUACAAAUUAAACUAAACGUUAAUUAAUAUUUCUUGCCAGCAUGAUUUUUACACAAUUUUUGUAAACUUUUAUUUAGAGAAAAUUCGUAAUUUUCAAUGUCAUAAGAACCUCCUUAAUUGUAAGUAUAAAAUGUACGCUUUAAAGAAAUUGAAAAGAAUUCACAUAACAAAUAGAUAGGUAGUCUAAUAAGGAGUAGUGUAUGUUCGAGCGAGCGGAUGUGGGCGACGAGGCGCUAGCGUCGCGACGCGUGUACGUAAUUAAUCGUCUUUAGCAACGAGCGUCACCACUCAGGUCACUGCCGGUUAACUAGAUUAAGCUGCGAUGAACGUCACGUCUAUAGUACUUAUUUCGAUUGUUUUAAAUGCAAGUUUUCUAGGUAAACCCGCCUAGCGUUACAUUUAGAUCGUUAGUAUCGACUGUUUGUGCAAUAAAAACACAUUGUUCAUUAUGAUUAAUAUACGUUAAAAUUUAUAAUAUCGUAUGCUCAAUGAUUUCGACUGAACCACUUAAAAUUAUUCGCGUCACCGUGGAACACCGUAAUGUACGUCAUCUGUAGGACAGUUAUCACAGUCGUUUAUAUUAGGAAAAUAUAAGUUUUUAAUUGGAAGAGUACAUUUAUGUUAUAAAAGUUUAGAUUUUGAUUGUUAUUUUAUAUAUUUUUUUAGGUGUAAACAAUGUUUUUAUUUCCAACAUUAAUUGAACUUUAUAAAAUAAUGUCUUUUAAUAUAAUUUGUUACAUAUUUGAAAAGAAUCUGCGAAAUGUCCAGUUUUGCAUCUAUUGUAGUAACAUUUUUUUAAAUAUUGCAAAAUGCAAUUUAUCUUCGACAUGAAUAGGAACACAAUACGAAAAAAUCAAAAUAGCUCAAACCAUGUGAUAUCUAGUCUCCAUUAUGACAACCUUUCCGUAAAUAUCGUAAUUUAUUAAAAUAUUAUAGUAGACGUAACCGGAGGAUAUUACACUGGUUAGCCAUUAUUUCUUCAGAUAAGAUCUUCAAUCAAUCGUUUACUUGUUUGAUUACAAGCCCUUUGUUACAAUAUAAUAUUAAAUUUUUAAGAAUUAUACAUAGAGCACUUGAAGUCAUAAACGUUUUCUAUAGACUAAAAUGAAAAGAUAGCAAUAUAUUAGAAUUAUAUAAUAACUUUUAUCGUAUAUAUCAGUUUGUAUAAAAAUAUACGAAAGUAAAUUAAUGUGCACAUUGGCAAAAUAUGACUUGGUGAAACUGGGGCACCCAAUGAUAAAAAAUUAGGAGUAAUGCACAAUAUCUCAGCACUAUACCUAAGUGAUAUCAAUUUUUGUCAAAAUCCAAGGUAGGUAGGUAUACCUCUAGCACCAUUAAAGUUAUUUCAUCAAAAACAAUAACUUUGUUAAUAUUAAAACCUUACGCCUUGGUGGAAACAAACCAUUGCACGAGCCACAAUUUUUUAACUUAAAAUAUAACUUUUAAUUUUGUUAGAGUAUUUUUAGUUGUAAGUGUUGAGAACAGUGUUUACUGUGUAAGCACACAAAGGAUUCAAUUCAAAAAAUAAAAUACAAUAACGUUGCUAUGAUUUAA